UCAUUGACAAGGUGAUGCGAUUUGUGUUUCCCUGAGUGUCAGUUCUUUUAACGCCAACUAAUGUAAAGGAUCAAUUCAAUUCAUUAUAAUCAUGAAUAGACUAGCAUUCCAUAACAAACAUCUUAUUCUGGACAGGCGUUAAAAGAUCUAUACUUAGUUAGCACAAGUCAAACACGAGACCACGAAGCAAAGGCCGGCCCGGUCCGAACUGAGUUCCAGAAUCAUUUAUCAACCAAGGAACAUAAGCAUCAUCCGAAGAUGGUCAUGCCCGACAUUCAGGGUCCUCUUAUCAACAUAGACGUUUGUUUUGUCUAUAAAAUGAUUGCUCUUAUGCCAUUCACGUCAGCCAUUCUUUGCAUAUGUUUCGCUGUUUUACUACACUUUGACGAGGUCACAAAAACUCAUUGUAAGGUCCCUAACUAUUUGCCAUCCAUAAGUGCAGCCACAGGAGACUACUCACCUGAGAAAUACAUCUGGAGAAUAGGCAUUGCAUAUCAUUCAUUUAUGCGCUUAAUAGUAGUUAUUCUAGAGCAUAGAAUACUACAUAACAGAAUCAUUGGUACACCUUCUACGUGGUUUGUAUGGAUGACAAGGAUUAAGUCUCUUCUCUUGGUUGUUGAGAACUUCGCUCUUUUGAUGCUAACAUAUGUUUCCUCCGAUGAUAAUUAUAGUGUGCAUGAAAAGAGCUUCAUCCUUUUCAUGGUGGCAGGAAUGAUUCACAUGCUUUUGUCUUGCUUUCUACGUUAUAAGUCUUCAAAAUCUCCAAAGUCACACGAGGAAACAAAGUCAUUCCGAAGGAAGGUAACACUGGUAGGGGUCAACUAUGGCUCAUUUGCAUUAGCUGUGUACUUCUUCUUCAGACACAACUGGUAUUGUGAGUCGGGAGUCUACAGCCUUUUUGCAUUUUGUGAAUAUAUAGUUGUCAUUUCAAACAUCCUCUUUCACUGUACUAUUGUAGAUGACUUAAAGGGUUUCAAACUCUUAAUUGGACAUCCAGUACCUCCAACAGCAACAAAAUAUAACUAAGAAGCUAGUACUAAGGAUAGUUUUGGAGUGUAAAUUUCCAGCUGAGUGGUGAAUGUGACACGUAAAGCAUGAGUGGACAAAAUGGCCAGCCCUAAGCAUUUGUUGGAACUUGAAAGAAUGAAACAAACAUGCACGGCAGUAAAGUGAAAUUGUUUUUUUCUUCCUUUUCAUAUUUCUGCUUCAUGUACUAGGCACCUAUACUAUAUUAUAGUCAAAAGAAAACAGAAAAAUAUGCCAAAGUCAGGUUACAGUAGCCUGUGUGAACACCAGACUUCAAAACAUUGUUCUAACUGGCUCCUAAAUCUGUAUGUUUGUACUUAUGCGAACUUUGUCAUGCGCAGUACACUGUAGCCACCGACAAACUUACAAGUUUCAGGAGCCAAUUAGGACACGGUACAGCACUAGUGGUUAAUAUAUAAUUAGCAUACCAAUUUAAAAUGUCCCAAAUUUUAUGUAGAUUUAUGAACUAGUAAUGAAUUUCACAAGUUGUGUCAGCAUGUCAAUCAUAAGGCAGAGGUGAAUAAAAAAUUAGGAAUAAAAAGGAUGAAUUAUGGAUAAUAUCAAUAACAAUACGACCAAUGAAUUGGUGUUGAUAGGGUUCAAGAUAGAUUGCCAGCAGAUCAGAUGGUGGUAGGUUGUAAUUAUGUAUGCUGUUGGCAACAACCUAUUAACACAGAUUUGAGUGUUGUAUUGUUCACUAUUAACAAAAUAGUAAUUAUCUUUUCAGUUAUUCACAUCAAUGAUAUUUUUUCCAUUUCCUGUUACUGAUAGCAAAUGUCAAUACAAUGUAAAAUGUAAUGAAAUAAUAAUUACAGUGAUAAUCAGUGAGUACUUUGUUUUUCUAAUUUUAAUUUUAAUUUUAAUUGUGAUUGUGAUUGUGAUAUUAAAAUAAAUAACAUCCUAAAGCUA
Actinia tenebrosa (Australian red waratah sea anemone) is the source of this 1935-nucleotide messenger RNA. RefSeq names its product acyltransferase PGAP2. Gene Ontology annotation, biological process: GPI anchor biosynthetic process. The record is from RefSeq and is a predicted model, not a curated record. NCBI's taxonomy places the organism in Eukaryota, Metazoa, Cnidaria, Anthozoa, Actiniaria, Actiniidae. Gene Ontology annotation, cellular component: endoplasmic reticulum membrane; Golgi membrane.